CCAACGUGUAUGCUUGUAGAUGCUAGAUUUCAAUGCUUUUCCGACUUUGCUCCAAAGUCCAACUGGAGGGAGGAGGUGAAAUUAUAUUUUCUCUGCCUCUGUGUCAACACUAUCCAGUCUGUGUGCUGACGCAUUAACGGUCCACUGCCUCUUUUUAAAAUGGCCCAGUCAAUCCUCGACACCAUGCCCGGAGCCAGCACAGGAACCGCGGUGGUCACAGAGCCUCUGAAUUUCUGGGGUGGGAAACGAGUGAAGCCCCGGCAGGAGAAAAACGCAGAGCCCGUGUUUGAACCUGCGACUGGUCGUGUCUUGUGUCAGAUGGUACCCUGUGGGGCUGAGGAGGUGGAUGAGGCCAUGCAGAGCGCCCACGCUGCCUACCUAAAAUGGAGCAAGAUGGCGGGCAUGGAGAGAGCUCGAGUGAUGUUAGAGGCCGCCCGAAUUAUCAGGGAAAGAAGUGAGAAGAUUGCAAAGCUGGAGGUGAUCAACAAUGGCAAGACCAUCACUGAAGCGCUGGGCGAUAUUGAUUGUUCCGCUCAGACCAUUGAGUACUAUGCUGGCAUGGCUGGUACGCUUGCAGGCCAGCACGUCCAGCUUCCUGGUGGAUCCUUUGCCUACACCAGGAGGGAGCCCCUUGGUGUGUGCGUGGGAAUCGGUGCAUGGAAUUACCCCUUCGCGAUCGCAGCAUCGAAGUCUGCUCCUGCUCUGGCAUGUGGCAACGCCAUGGUAUUUAAGCCCUCUCCAAUGACUCCUGUGACUGCCGUCAUUCUGGCUGAGAUUUACAAAGAGGCAGGGGUACCAGACGGACUCUUCUGUGUGGUUCAAGGUGGAGCAGAAACUGGCACCUUGCUCUGCCAUCACCCAAAGGUCGCCAAAGUCUCUUUCACUGGCAGUGUGCCAACAGGCAAGAAGGUCAUGGAAAUGUCUGCAAAGGGUGUGAAGCAGGUGACUCUGGAGCUCGGAGGGAAAUCUCCUCUCCUGAUCUUCAAAGACUGUGAACUGGGAAAUGCAGUGAAAGGAGCACUCAUGGCAAACUUCCUGACGCAGGGACAGGUUUGCUGCAAUGGGACCAGAGUGUUUGUGCAGAGAGAGAUCAUGCCCAAGUUCCUGGAAGAAGUAGUAAAGAGGACUAAGGCCAUCCCUGUGGGUGACCCCCUGUUGGACGGCACCCGAAUGGGAGCGCUGAUCAGCAAGCCACAGCUGGAGAAAGUGCUGGGAUACGUCAACCAGGCCAAGCAACAGGGAGCUAAAGUGCUUUGUGGAGGAGAGCCCUUUGUCCCCAGUGACCCCAAAUUGAAAGGAGGCUACUUCAUGUCACCCUGCGUACUUGAUAACUGCAGAGAUGACAUGACCUGUGUGAAGGAGGAGAUCUUUGGCCCAGUCAUGUCCGUGCUGCCUUUCGACACAGAGGAGGAAGUGAUCAAGAGGGCCAAUGACACCACCUUUGGAUUGGCCUCUGGAGUUUUCACCAGGGACAUCUCUCGAGCCCAUCGUGUGGCUGAGAACCUGGAGGCAGGGACCUGCUUCAUCAACAACUACAACACCGGCUCUGUGAUGGUGCCAUUUGGAGGAUAUAAGAACUCAGGCUUUGGCAGAGAGAACGGCCAGGUGACAAUCGAGUACUACUCCCAGCUGAAGACUGUGGUCGUAGAAAUGGGCGACGUCGAGAGCCUCUUCUAAACUCACCAAGUUGUGCCACAGCUGUGAAUUAAAAGCUGCACCUCUACCUUCAUUCAUGAUCUAUGCACCAGAUCUGAGUACACGUAGCUCUCUCUUCUUUCACGAACACUACACCCACACCAGUACGUUUUUAUGUUAAAAUUCAUUAGCUAUUGUUAUGUUUACCCCUAAAACAGAGAAUUUUUAAGAUGUGGCUGAGCUUGUUUUAGUUUGAAAAUGCUGGGAUUGUGUUUUAGUCCGGACGUACGUAAACUGGGACUUUUGAAAAUGAUGACAUAGACACCCACGUGCCUCCUGAUUGGAUCUUAUCAGUUAUGCUGUAUUUGCUUUGCAACGACUCUCAAUCUGUUUUCUGCCACCUUGACUUGUGUUACUUUAGGUAAUAAUUCCAUUUUGUCCACCAAGCAAAAAAAAUCGUGUCUUACUUGUCACCAUUGCUGUUCUCUUGUCUGCAACCAACUAGAUGAUAUACUUCCUGUUUACACCAGCACAUGCAUGCCCAGUGUGCGUGGAUGGUCAUGUGACAUGCUAUUUCAUGCACGCUAGUAUGGACGGAGAUUAUUUCUGAAAUGGUGCUACAAUGUCUGUAUGUACAAAGAACAUUUUCACUUUCAAACACUGUUUUAAAAUAAAAACGUAUCAGUGUGGAUGUA
Molecule: messenger RNA, 2330 nt
Organism: Epinephelus fuscoguttatus (brown-marbled grouper)
Lineage: Eukaryota; Metazoa; Chordata; Actinopteri; Perciformes; Serranidae
Product: 4-trimethylaminobutyraldehyde dehydrogenase-like
Exons: 12
Coding region: 160-1677 (505 amino acids)
Molecular function (GO): aminobutyraldehyde dehydrogenase (NAD+) activity; 4-trimethylammoniobutyraldehyde dehydrogenase (NAD+) activity
Source: RefSeq, a predicted model, not a curated record